Molecule: messenger RNA, 2046 nt
Organism: Durio zibethinus
Lineage: Eukaryota; Viridiplantae; Streptophyta; Magnoliopsida; Malvales; Malvaceae
Product: root phototropism protein 3-like
Molecular function (GO): protein binding
Source: RefSeq, a predicted model, not a curated record
AACAAGGGAUGAAUAAUGAAAAAAGAAAAACAAAGGAUGAGUAAUGAAUCAUACACAAAAAUACAAGAGUAGCAUACGUUGACACUGACACAACAAGGUGAUUGGUCUGUUGAUAUAUAUGGAUGAGAAUAAAAAAACAUAAAUUGUGAAGGUGUUGGCUGUAAGCUGUCCAUCCAUAUUCUUAUAGUGACAGACAGGACAUGAGAUGGCAAAAGGUAACAAAUCAUCUUAAUGGCAUAACCACUUUUGAAUAGCCUCUCCCACAUCGCAGCUUGGUUUUAUAUAUACACUGAAUAAUGCCAUUGCCCAAAACUAUCAAGGAAGAAUGGACUUUAAGAUUAUCACUUCCAGACAGGAUGAUGAAGAUGAUGAGGAACAUCUCACUCAUCAUGGUUCAUUACAGGGUGGGAAGUCUAGUAUUGUUGCUGAAGCACUGGAAAGAAGAAAUAAACACUGGAUUGUUAAGACAAAAGUUCCCAGUGAUUUGAUUGUGCAGGUUGGAGAUUAUAGCUUUCACUUACACAAGCUUGCUAUUGUCUCGAAAAGUGGUUAUCUGAAUAGACUUAUAUUUGCAAAAAGAAGUGAGGGAGAGAAUGGAGGCAGCCUCAAGAUUGUGCUGGAUGAUCUUCCAGGAGGAACCAAGAGUUUUGAAUCAGUUGUCAAGUUCUGCUAUGGAUGGAAGAUACAUGUGACAGCUACCAACGUUGCUCCACUCAAUUGUGCUGCAAAUUUCUUGGAAAUGAGUGACGAUCUUCAAGAAGGAAAUCUCAUUUCAAAAACAGAUGCAUUUAUGAAUUUUGCAAUUUUAUCAUCCUGGAAAGACACUUUUCAGGUACUCAAAAGCUGUGAAUCUGUAUCACCUUGGGCGAAAGAGUUACUGAUUGUGAAGCGUUGCUCAGAUGCCAUUGCCUGGAAGGCCUCAAUUGACCCAAAAGCUUUUACUUUCGGACAAGAUCAUAGCAAUGAAAACUUGAAAGCUGGAGAAUCAGCUGACAAUUGGUGGUUUCAUGAUGUUUCAACCCUUCGAAUAGAUCAUUUUAUCGAGGUGAUUGAGUCGAUUAAAAGACAAGGGAUGAAAUCAGAGCUUGUUGGAUCAUGUAUAGCUCACUGGACUGCAAAAUGGUUUUCAAGAAUCACAUUCGGAUUCGAUAACCUAACAGUAUCCAAGCAUCUGACUCAAAAACUACAAAGAAUUACAAUUGAAAGUAUAAUUAAAAUACUUCCCAUGGAGAAAGAUUCAGUUUCAUGCAACUUUCUACUUCACCUUCUCAAGUUGGGAUUAAUAAUGCAUAUUGAUUCUCAAGUAUUGAGCAAGCUGGAAAGAAGAAUAGCUUCCAUGUUGGAGCAAUGUUCGGUUCAAGAUCUUUUGGUUAAGAAUUAUGGAGAUGAUCAGGAUACUAUACAUGAUGUUGGAAUUGUGAUUAGGGUGGUUAAAACUUACGUUUUCUUUGGCCUCAGAAAUUCUGGGACAAGACUAUCCAUUGUUGGAAGAUUGGUGGAUGGUUAUCUUACUCUAAUUGCAAGGGAUAUCAACCUUCAAGUUAAUGAUUUCAAAUCACUUGUAGAUGCAUUACCAACAAAUGCUCGAUCCUGUGAUGACAACCUUUAUAGAGCCAUAGACAUGUACCUCAAGGCACACCCAAAUCUAACAGAGGAAGAAAGAACAAGUGUAUGCAGAGCAAUGGUAUAUCAUAGAUUAUCACAAGAUGCACGGCAGCAUGCAACGAAGAAUGAUCGAUUGCCCAUGAAAAUUGUAACAGAGUUCAUGCUUCUUGAGCAAGUAAAAAUGGCUAGAGCAAUGUCAGUUAUCGAGUCCCAUAAUCAAAGGACAAUGACUAAGACAACAAUAAAAGUAAAUAGAGGUUUAGAUAGGGAAAGCGAAACACCUCAAAAGGAGAUCAAGAUGAUAAGAAAAGAGGUGGAGAAUAUGAAGAUGCAACUCAAUCAUUUGCAAAUGUGCAAAAUAAAGCUUCAAAAACAAGUUCAAAGAUCAUGCAUCAAGUAGAUGAUUGAGCUUAUUGCUUUUGAUAAUUAAACUACUUUUAU